Mercenaria mercenaria is the source of this 6187-nucleotide messenger RNA. RefSeq names its product peroxidasin homolog pxn-2-like. Gene Ontology annotation, biological process: response to oxidative stress. NCBI's taxonomy places the organism in Eukaryota, Metazoa, Mollusca, Bivalvia, Venerida, Veneridae. Gene Ontology annotation, molecular function: heme binding; peroxidase activity. The record is from RefSeq and is a predicted model, not a curated record. The coding region runs from base 108 to 2249 and encodes 713 amino acids. The transcript has 16 exons.
CGCAUGUAAUAGCAGUGAUACUAAAUAUUAAAACGGAACUUGUUAUUGAGUCGUCACUAUCCAUUUUUGGAGGUUUCUGGAUUGUUGUCGCCUGGGGGUCUCCUAAUAUGAAGGUUCUUCUUUCGGGCAUUUGCGUCGUUUUGCUGACUGGCUGUUGUCACUCGGCUAUACCAAGCGAGAGAGAGGUAAAGGAUGCUCUGGAAAAGGCAAGUGAGAUAAAUGAGAUUAAAGCAGGACUAGAUCUACUUGAAAGAGACCUUGAUACCCGAACUACCAGCAAGUGUCCUAUGUCGCUGUCUCAUGGGAAACGUUUGCAUAGUGACGCCAACAUGGACCGCAGAGUCAGUAACGCUCUACUAGCAUCCAGAAUUUUGAUGCAAGAUGGACAAUACAGUCUAAAUGAAGUUGGUGAUGUGCAGCAUAUCUUCACUCGUGAAAAUGGAGAAACUUGUGUUACAAACAACGCUCCAACUUAUUGUAAUUUCACCAGUAUAUAUAGAACAGCUGAUGGCUCUUGUAAUAACAAAGAUAAUCCUGAGUGGGGAAUGGCCGGAAGACCACAUUCACGGGUUGUAAAGAACGACUAUGAUGACAAAAUUAGCGACCCCAGAACGUUAGGAUUGAACGACGGACUGCUUCCAAAUCCACGGAUUGUUAGUAACGAAAUUCAUCGGACGGUUGGAAAUGUAGCAUUAAGUGAUAAACUGACACUAUAUGCAAUGGCAUUCGGACAAUUCCUUGAUCAUGAUAUCACACUGACACCGGAAAUCCAUGUUGAGGAUUGCUGUGCUGAAACGAAUCGAGAUGACACGGAUAAAUGCUUCAACAUCAUUAUUCCGGAAGACGAAAAGUACCAGCCAUUAUUUACAGAAGGGUACUGUAUGCAAGUGAAGCGUUCAUCUCCACUCCUUUGUGAAGACCCGUUCUCUAAAGACAAAGUCCGACAACAGAAGAAUGCCAUAACGUCAUUUAUUGAUGCUUCUAAUGUGUAUGGUUCAUCAGAGGAGCAACAAAAAGAGCUAAGAGAUGAAAAUAAACCCCAUCUGUUGAAGACAAGUAUGGACGGUAAUCGAAGACGAAUUCUAGACGGCAACGAUGCUGACUGUAUAACUGGAGGAGGGCAGCAUUGCUCUAAAGCAGGAGAUGCACGAGUUAACGAGGUUCCAAGCCUGACAUCUAUGCACUACCUAUUUGUUCUUGAGCACAACAGAAUAGCACGGAAUUUAACAGAGUUUUACGAAGACAGCGAUGUUAUAUUCGAAGAAACAAGAAGGAUUAUCAUCGCCAUUAUGCAAAAAAUCACUUACAACGAGUUUCUUGCUGCAUUUUUAUCGACUGACGCAUUGAAAAAAUACGAAUUACUUAGCUCCGUAAAAUACAAAUAUGAGAAAGACACAGACCCUACAGUAAUCAAUGCGUUCGCAACAGCCGCUUAUAGAGCUGGGCAUACGUGGGUGUCAAAAACUAUGGAUUUGUUUAAAAAAGACUUUCACCUUUGGAAAAACGAAACUCAUAAAAUUGAAGAAACAUUUCACAGACCGGACCUUACGUAUUUACCACAGUCGUUUGCCAGAUUGGCGUACUGGCUAUCUGGAGCUAAAUCCCCUGAUACGGACGCAUUCUUAGUUGAUGGUAUUCGUGAUGACCUGUUUCUCGAUAUGAGUGAAAAAAUCGCAUUUGACCUAGCUGCGCUCAACGUUCAGAGAGGUCGCGAUCACGGUCUAGGCUCAUACAACGACUACAGGACUUGGUGUGAUAUAAAACCACCGGUCAAAAGAAAAUGGGGAAGUUCUAGACCACUGCCGGGCCAUACCGAUGAAAUGACCAAAAAAUUGCAGACUGCCGGAUAUAGAUCUCCAAUGGAUAUUGACUUGUUUACUGGUGGACUGAGUGAAAAACCUGUCGUCGAAGGUAGUUUUGGUCCUACUUUCGAAUGUAUUUUAGGAGAGCAGUUUCGCAGGCUGAAGUUUGGAGACAGAUAUUGGUACCAGAAUAAAGACGCCGGAUUUACCAAAGACCAGAUUGACGCGAUUGAGAAAUACACUUAUUCAAAACUGCUUUGCAACAACUACAAUUAUGAGACAGUGCAGUAUCCCAGCGCUUUUAACCUGAAAGACGAAAAGAAAGAGUGUGUUGACAUUCCUGACCUAAAGUUUGAUGUUUUCAAUCCGAAUCCGAAUCCUGAAAAGAAGGUGCUUACCCUCAAUGAACAACUGAAGCGUCUCAUAGAAACACUAGAAGGAAAAUAGAAAAAUGAAUAAUAGCCGUGUUUUCACAUAAUCAUGCAGAUACACGAGAGAAACAUGCCAAUAUCAUAAUUAGUCUGUUCUCCAUAUAUUAAAUCGGCUUAACCUAGAUAAACUUGUUUAGUUUGACUAAAAAUAAAUUAUUUCUCUUGACCUGACAUAUCAACAAGCAUAUUAUAGACUGUAUACUUUAAUUGUUUCCUUACUUUAUUGAAAUAUAACGGUGAUUUUACUUUUUUAAACAGUGGGAUUUCCAUUUUAUGAUUUUAGCUGGUAUGGAAAUAAAUUUCAACGCAAAACAAUUAGAAUUAUAAAAAAAAUUGGAAUUUGUUUCCGAAAUAUAAAUCAAAAAUAUAAACAAGUAUAUAAAUUCUUACAAAAACAUAAAUAUUCGCACAUAUUUAAACGUAAAAGAAAUAAAAACUUUUUUCCAGUUUUGCGUCUGACGCUACCCCAUGCAAGUGCCCUUGUGCGGGAGUUGCUGAUCUAAAAGGCAUGUGUUAGUUUUUAAUUAUUUGUCAGAUCGACAUACUUUUUAUUCGUAAACAGCAAAUUUAAAUUUUCACUUGUGGCCCAAAAAAAUGUAUCUGAUGUUCACUCGGAGUAAGAUAUGUCUGUCAUACAUUGAAACAAAUAAAAUGUUAUUCUAGCAUUGAACUAGCAGAACGGUCGUGGUACAUGUAGCUCUUGUUUUAUGGUAAAACAAGAACUGUGAUAUCUUGAAAUUAGGCCAGUUUAGAUUGCAUGUGUGAAUAUAUAUUACUCAAAUUACACACACAAAAUGUAAUUUUGCUAUAGUUAAAUUGACACAAAGUUAUUUUGAUUCUCCUUUGUUUUCUUAGUUAUUUUCAUUUCCUUUUGUUUUCUUUGGUCAUGGGGUCCGAAGACAUAUGUUCCAAUUUUGCACGUCUAAAUUGUCUAUAUCAAUAAAAUCUGUUAGAUACUGAACGAUUAUAGGUUAUCGUAAUUAAUUGUACUGAGACUUUUGUGAAAAUUUGUGUAACAAAACUGAUAAUUAUAAAAUCUACCAAAAACGCUAUUAUGCAAAGUGUAAUAUUUGCUCCGUUAUGGUUUCCAUCGGAAUAUGCUUUACUUAUUAAUAUUAGAGUGGGAAAAAGCAGAGCCACAUCAUUGAACAGACAGCAGUUGCCUAGAUUUAGAUGUUUAAACAAAAAAAUACCCAAUGAAACCCAAUGUAAAUAGAUACGAGCAUGUCUUCAAAGGCAUAACUUGCAAUUGUAACAGAAUGUUAUUUUGAAGAUGAAUUAUUUCGGGUACUUGCCAUAUACACAACAAGUUCCAUAUGUCUUUGCAAUAUUACCUUAGCUACAAAUACGCAACAAGUUUAAUAUUUCUUUGCAAUAUUACCUACAAAUGACUGUAAGUUAGAGCCAAAUGCGCGCAAUUGUCUGUAAUAUAAUUUUUGACAGAGCCAAUUUAGAAAACAACCAACAGAAAAAAUAUAUUUUUCUUUUAAUAAGUAAUACUAUCCAUCUACACUGUGUUAAAUAUGGAGCGUUGUUUUACCUAAAAGUAACGCGAAUUAUAAUUUGAAUAUAUAUUUUGGGACACCCUGUAUAUAAGAUUUUGCACAUACCCUUCUUAAUACAUGCACAAAUGUAACCAAGAUUUUCUACGAUAAAAGAAAGCCAAAAUGACACAUAUAACCACUGUCAGGAAAGUUUAUAAAAGCAUAAAAAGAGUUUUAGGCAGCCAAUGUACAUUCUAAGGCUUGGUUUUAGCUAAAAUAUUAUUUUAAGCCGUUUUCCCACAGCAUUUUAUUGAUUGUGGUUGAAGUCAUUGGUUACCGUGUACGAAUUAUUUAGCAAAUGUCUUAUUUCAGAAAUAUUUUAAAACUUUUAUGAUGCUUUAUUCCAACUGCUGUAGACUUCAUUGUAAUGGUACUUUUAAGGUUCUAAAGAAUCAUGGAAACCCGCUCAAGAAAUGUAUCAGUGUCCCCCUGUGUGGUCUCGUGUUACAUUCGAACCCAGGACUUUGUUCAAUAUGUGAGACUAUGUAUGUGGUUGAGCGUGCUCAAUCAAAGAAAUAUUACACCGCAAUAACCAUAGAAGUUCAUUCUUUGUUUACUCUGCCACUACCUGCCUUCAGUCAUGUACCUUUGCAAAAUAUUGUAUCACAAAUAUGAAAUAAGUUGCACUUGUUUUAAAAGAAUACUUUAACUUUAGUUUUCUGAUUCAUGUAAGUCAAACUUAUGAAACAGUCUACAUCACAUGGUACAUCUAGUUGUAACAAUGUAACAAUGUAAAUUAUUUCCUGAGGAAAAGACGAAUAGUUUAGCACUAAAAUUAUUAUAAGUGUACAGUAAUAUGAAAUAUAUUAAAAAAGUGACAUUUUUUCGCCUACCCACGUACCUAUUUAACUAAAUACCACGUACGUACCUACAUCAAAACCUAACUCCUACCUUCCUAUAAGGUAGACAUAGUACCUAAAAUUUUAAAUUAUGAAAAGCAAUUAAAAAAUUAACUUUGGUUGUUUAAAUAUUACAUUCAAGACGAAAGAUAAUACAUAAGUUUUGAUCUUAUCAUAUUGAAGCAUGUUGUUUAAGAUUUUCUUAAACUUUUUAUUUAAUUUCUAUGUAUCCCCUCUUGCAGAUAGUCCUACAUAUCAAGUCAUUGAUCCAUAUUUAAUCCCCAGUUAUACCUGGAUUACUGCGGGAAGAACUUGACUCAAUGCAAACAAGAAAUAUCUUUAAAAAUGAUAGUGGGCGAAUUGUAAUAAGGAAAAAAGUUUAUGAAUUUUUCAUCUAACAUUCAUCUUUCACCUAACAUUUUUCAAAUCGCAAAACUAAACACCGCACUUAAUUUAAAUGGUUCUCUUUUAAUUUUUCGCAAAGGUUUCGUAGGGUUGCAAUUUUUUUUCGUUUAUCCUUAGACGAAUAAUUACAGCAGUAGAUUCAUGAAGCGGUUCAUGAGAAGAGGUCAUUAAACGUGUUUAUAUUUUUAGCUAAAUUGUUCCCUAUCCCCAUUUGUAAGAAAAUAGCAGGAGACCUUACGAUAUUGUUACACAUCGAGUUUGAUAAAAAUCCAUUACAUUUUAGUGGUUAAUGCGAAGAAAGGCAUAUCUACUUUUAGCUAUAGUGGUCCCUAAUAGGACCCAAGUUCCUAUAUAAAAAAAAUUGGAAGAGGACCUUAUAAUGAUGCUCCAGACCAAGUAUGACAAAGAUCCACCAAGCUGUUCAUGAGACGCUGUAUAAAUAAAAUCUGGAAAGUAGAUCCCUCGGAAGCACCGAAAACAAGGCAAACAGUGAAAAUUGCAGACUCGGUUUGAUUGAGUCUGUUCAUGAGCAGUAAUGGAAAAUGCAACACUGCCCACGCCCCCUAGCACCGGCUUAAGCGGUAUUCAAUCUUCAAAUCUAAAUGAAUUGAACUCAGUGAUCCCGAAGAACCAGAAAAUAUUACAGCACUGAGAUGAAGUCAAAGGCAUUUCUAGUUUUAGCUCUAGCAGCCCCUAAAAGGGAUCAAAUGUUUCAGCUGAACAAAGUUGGCUGCGGGCCUAAUAAAGAUGCUAAAAAUCAAGUUUGAUUAGAAUACAUGAGAAAAAAUCAAAUAAAGGAUUUUUUAUUUAUUAUUUUUAUUUAUUUCUAAAAUAGGCCAACUGAUCCCGCUUUAACAAAUGCAUAUUCGCCAUUCAUGAAUCUUUGGACAAUGACGUCACACCUAUAAAAAAAGUGAAGGUCAAGUAAAACAUACAAUUGUAAUUAUUUCAAUAUUUCUGUUUCAUAAGCAAAGUUUGACCGUAGUCAUAUCACAUAGAUAAACUGUAUGCAGCGAACCUUUGUUUCAGUGUAAUGAGAUUCAGUCAUUAUAUAGCAUAUAUAUAAUGAAACAGAUUUCAACUGAGUUCAAUAUUUGCAUACCAUACUAAAGAAAAAUAUUCAUAUAUAAUAAAUCAGUUAAAUAAUUUAUAACAAAUAUAUCAAA